CAAAAUAAAAUAAAAUAAAAUAAGAGUGAGGGCCAUAUUUAUACCUUACUCUCAUGUACCCUGUCUCCUCUUCUUUAAACCCUAGACCCUAAUUCUCUGCCUCUUUCACCACCUCCUCCAUAAGCGGCUGCAACUCCUUGGAGGAUAAUCUGAAAGAAUCAAGAAAAUGUUAGUGCUUUUUGAAACCCCCGCGGGUUUUGCCCUUUUUAAAGUAUUGGAUGAAGGAAAGCUCUCCAAAGUUGAUGAUCUGUGGAAGGACUUCUCAUCUGCAGACGCAGCCAGACAGGUGGUAAAGCUAAAAGCCUUUUCGAAGUUUGAGAACACAUCAGAAGCACUCUCAGCAGCUACCCUGUUAAUUGACAGCAAACCCAGCAAAGGUCUGCGCAAGUUCUUGCGUUCUCAUUGUGAUGGCGAGACAUUGGCUGUUGCAGACUCCAAACUUGGAAACGCCAUCAAAGAAAAACUACAAAUCGAAUGUGUUCACAACCACACUGUCAUGGAACUUAUGAGAGGAGUCAGAAGUCAAUUGACAGAACUUAUAACCGGUUUAGGCGCACAAGAUUUAGCCCCAAUGAGCUUGGGUUUAUCUCACAGUUUGUCUAGAUACAAACUUAAGUUCAGCCCAGACAAAGUGGACACCAUGAUCAUUCAAGCUAUUGGCUUGUUAGAUGAUCUUGAUAAAGAGCUCAACACCUAUGCAAUGAGGGUGCGUGAAUGGUAUGGAUGGCAUUUUCCAGAACUUGCUAAAAUCGUACAAGACAAUAUCUUAUAUGCCAAGGCAGUCAAACUCAUGGGUUAUCGCACAAAUGCUGCAAAACUUGAUUUCUCUGGGAUACUACAAGAAGAGGUGGAGACAGAACUAAAAGAGGCAGCUGUGGUUUCCAUGGGAACUGAAGUGAGUGACCUUGACUUGGUCAACAUCAAGGACUUAUGUGACCAAGUGUUGUCUCUUUCAGAAUACAGAGCUCAACUUUAUGAUUAUUUGAAGAGCAGGAUGAAUACAAUUGCCCCUAAUUUAACUGCCAUUGUUGGAGAGCUUGUUGGAGCUCGAUUGAUUGCUCAUGGUGGUAGUUUGUUGAAUCUUGCAAAACAGCCUGGAAGUACAGUUCAGAUUCUUGGAGCUGAAAAGGCUCUUUUUAGGGCUUUGAAGACAAAACAUGCAACACCUAAAUAUGGUCUUAUUUAUCAUGCAAGUUUAAUAGGUCAAGCUGCACCAAAACAUAAGGGAAAGAUUUCACGUUCUCUUGCUGCUAAAACAGCUUUAGCAAUUCGAUAUGAUGCUCUUGGAGAUAGUCAAGAUAAUUCUAUGGGAAUGGAGAAUCGUCUCAAGCUUGAAGCUAGAUUGAGAAGUCUUGAAGGGCGAGAACUUGGGAAGUCUGCUGGAUCAACUAAAGGGAAGCCUAAGAUUGAGGUUUAUAAUAAGGAUCUCAAGAAAGGAGAUGGAGCUAUGAUCACUCCUGCAAAGACUUAUAAUGUGGCAGCAGAUUCUGUUCUUGGGAGGAUGGAAGCAGAGGCUGAGGAAGAUGAAGAGAUGGUGGCAGCCAUUGAUGAGGGAAAGAAAGAUAAAAAGAAGAAGAAAAAGAAGGAGGAGGGUGUUGAAGAUGAAGUGGAGGGCAGUGAUGGAAAGAAAGACAAAAAGAAGAAGAAAAAGAAGGGUGGUGAUGAUGCUGAUGAAGUGGUGGUGGUGGUGAAUGAGGAAGAUGGUGAUAAAAAGAAAGAUAAAAAGAAAAAGAAAAAGAAAGAUGGUGAUGAUGAAGUGGAGAAGGAAGAGGAGAAUGUUGAGGUUGAAGGGAAGAAGAAAAAGAAGAGAAAACAUGGUGAAACUGAAGGAGAAACUGAAAAGGGAAGUAAGAAGAAAGAUAAGAAAAAGAAGAAGGUAGAAGAGUAGUAGUAAGAGUGUUAAGGUUUAAAUAGAAGAGUUUGGAAAAUUUUGAGAAAAAACAAAACAGGUUUAAUGUGGAUGUGGAUGUUUGUAGAACGUUGUUAUUUGCCCUUAUUGUGGUAAUGUUGGUUUUGCCUUUCCUGCAAAGUGGCAGCAGAUGGAUGGAUUUUUAA
This is a messenger RNA of Lactuca sativa (garden lettuce), 2055 nucleotides long. RefSeq names its product putative nucleolar protein 5-2. NCBI's taxonomy places the organism in Eukaryota, Viridiplantae, Streptophyta, Magnoliopsida, Asterales, Asteraceae. Gene Ontology annotation, molecular function: snoRNA binding. Gene Ontology annotation, cellular component: small-subunit processome; box C/D methylation guide snoRNP complex. The record is from RefSeq and is a predicted model, not a curated record.